Messenger RNA from Ziziphus jujuba (common jujube), 1893 nucleotides. RefSeq lists its product as uncharacterized. The coding region runs from base 86 to 1267 and encodes 393 amino acids. The transcript has 3 exons. The record is from RefSeq and is a predicted model, not a curated record. NCBI's taxonomy places the organism in Eukaryota, Viridiplantae, Streptophyta, Magnoliopsida, Rosales, Rhamnaceae.
GAGAGAGAGAGAGAGAGAGAGAGAGACAGGAAGAAGAAGAAGAAGAAGAAGAAAGAAUCAGCAGAAGAGGCAGAAGCAAAAAAACAUGGACGAACAAGUUGGUUCAGAGGUUGACAGGGGAAUUAAUAACAGGGAGGUGUUGAGCAUCGUAGUUGUGUUUUUGGGAAUGUUAGGGGCUUUCUUUGUCUUCUCUAAUUAUUCAUUGCCCACAUUUAAUUAUUUGGUGCCUCAAGAACAAGUCCUUUCCAUAAACACUACUACAAUAACUAAUACUACUGCUACCACUACUAAUACUACUACUACUGAUUCUCUUGAGGGCAUGAUCAAAAAGAGUGAAUUAGACAUAAUCCUAGAAAAAGCAUCAACAGAGGACAAAACAGUGAUAUUCACAAAUCUAAAUGAUGCGUGGGCAGAGCCAAAUUCAAUAUUCGAUGUGUUUCUCGAGAGUUUUCGAAUAGGAAACAACACACAGAAGCUGUUGAAUCAUUUAGUAGUGAUCUGUUUGGAUGAAAAGGCUUAUAAUCGCUGCUUGGCUUCACAUACUCAUUGCUAUCGCCUCCGUAUUGAAGGAUUCAACUUUACUAGUGAUGCAUUUUUUAUGACUCCUCACUACUUAGAAAUCGUUUGGAGAAAGAUUGAGUUCUUGGCUACUGUCCUUGAGAAGGGGUUCAGUUUUGUAUUCACUGAUACUGAUAUAAUGUGGCUAGGAGAUCCAUUUUCACAGUUUGAUCCAGACGCAGAUAUUCAAACUUCAUGUGACAUGUUCUUUGGAAAUUCAUCUAGUAUAAAUAAUCUGCCAAACACAGGAUUUAAUUAUGCAAAAUCCAAUAACCGAACAAUUCAAUUUUACAAGUUUUGGUACAACUCCAGAGAGACAUAUCCAAAUCUUCAUGACCAAGAUGCGUUUAAAAAGAUUAUAAAUGAUUCAUUUAUCAACGAGAUUGGACUAAAACUUGGAUUUCUCAAUACUGCUUACUUUGGUGGGUUCUGUCAGCCUAGCAGAGAUCUUCGCCUAGUUCGUACAAUGCAUGCAAAUUGUUGUGUUGGUCUACAAAGAAAAAUUAAUGAUCUUCAUAUUUUGCUCGAUGAUUGGAGAAAGUUUAUGUCUUUGGAUCCAAGCAUGCAACAAAAUGCUUCAUGGAGCAUUCCACAAUAUUGCAGGUACACAUGCAUUUUUCUUUUUAUGUUUAUACAACAUUGCAGCCACAAAUUAAAAAAAUUUAAAAAACAAGAAGUCAGUUUUGAUUUAUUUAUGUUCUUAGUUUAAUGACUUUUUGUGUCCUUUUCAAUGCAUGGUCAUUAAUCUUGUCAUGCUGAACCUACAAACUUCUAUCACAAUUCAAGGAACAAGAAUUCUUCAAAGGGAAACAAGAGAUGAUAGUAAAUACACUUCUUCGCCAAAGUGGAACCUUUGGAUACAAUUAUGUUCUCAAUUGAGUGAAAAAUAUAUAUUAUAUAUACAUUUAUAUUUUUUUUGAGAAAAAAUUAUUGGUAAAUAUUUAUUCAUUGUGUGUAAUAGUUUAUCUGCAAUAUGUAAAAACUUACAUAUGGUAAAGUAUAAGAUGAUCAGCCAAAAUCAGUAACCUGCCUCGAUUAGUUGCACUACAGUCCCAGUGACAGAAGGAAGAUACCCGUUUGUUCAUCCUCUUCUUCAACAGAAGUCCUCACAGUUGCAUAUUCAAUCUGUGAAACCAAAGCUAGCAGUAGCAGAGACGGAAAUUUGUUGAUGAACAUCAUAAACUGGACAAAAUUCAAACUACCUACAGAUAGCAGAGCUUCCUAUAUGUUAUUAUUAUUAUUAUUCUUUUCCACAAAAUGUUAAAAUUUAGUCCUUGUAGAUUCAUAAAAUGACACAAAACAUCAUAUAUUUGGGGAGUACAAAGUUUUUCACAU